GAGAUUUCAGUUUCUUAUCCUAGCAACAAUCAAUUCCGAGCCAACAUCUCGGAAGCUACUUGGGUAUAAGUAUGAACGUCGAGGAAUUUUACAGAAGUUUGUCUUCUCCAGAUACCUUGAACUUUCGGACUUCUUCCAAAGUAAAAUAUUACUUUACACAAUGAGAUUUUUCUCCAUAUAUGACAUCGCAUUAUUCGGUGCAUUAGCCACCGCUAAUCCUCUUAUUCAGGUUCUUUCAUCAAGGGAUACCUCCGCUCCUGAAUCAUCAUCUGUCGUUCCCAGUUACACAGUACUCAACAAUUAUUGUGAGAAUGCGGGCCCUAAGGCUUAUGUCGGAGUCCAAUACGACAAUGGUGUAAUAACCUCUUAUGAUUAUAAUCAGUGCUACCCUUACACCGUAAAUGGCAGUACCGCAUUGCAAGCCGUUUUCUGUAAAAGUGUCAUCUGCGAGAAUUGCGCCGGCGAUGAUUGCACCGACCCCAACCUUACUCUCACAGUCCCAAGGAGUCUAACUUUGGUCAAUCCAUGGGGACUUGUAACAACGAUUUUAGGGAAAGGAGCAAUAUGCCAGGAGCUCUAGCUUGACUGACAGGCUUAACCCUCCGAUGAACCAAAGCUUUCUAUUGAAAACAAAAAAUUAGUUUCGUUUUGGGCUGAUCACGUUAUGUGGAAGACUGCUGUGAUAUGGCUCGAUGCAAUCAUUCACGUUUGUCAACCAACACGAAGAAUGGCUUCAGAAUUCCAGAAAAUCAACGUUGGCCGUCAUCAAAGAAACUUGCACCCACCACAGUCGCUUCUGAUUGAUAUUCUAAGCUAGUAAAAGUUCUUACGCAUUUAAAGUCAGUGUUACUUUUGAUCUUUUGAUAUUACUGUGUUUGCGCAAGAGCUUUCCAUUUAUUCACCUGUUGAAGAAUGCUAUUAGAAGCCCCGCUUUUGUGUCACAUAAUAGUGACAUCGUGUUGGUGGUCUACACAGAUCGGUACUCAACUAAUUGUGAUUUCUAUCGGUGUGGCCGAACAAUAGCUACACCGAUUCAAAUCAAAAAUCCACGUUUUCAUGUUCAUUUAUAUCUAUCCGCGUUACAAUGCUGCCUCUCAGCUCGUUAUUUUUGGUUUCACUUUGUAGCACCAUCUCAGAUUACCGUUACCAAAUUUUGUUUUGAGAAAUGUCAGGCGUGUCAAUAAUUUCACAAUACGAGAGACGACUGUGUCUACGAAAUGGGAUGUACGAGUGAAUUUUGGGGAAAUUUUGAGGUAUCUUAGGCUUUACUUACUUCAUUUCUCACAAUUGUCUUCAAGAAUAUCAGAUAUCAAUUGGAUAUAUCAAC
This is a messenger RNA of Botrytis cinerea B05.10, 1327 nucleotides long. RefSeq lists its product as hypothetical. The record is from RefSeq and is a predicted model, not a curated record. Bases 161 to 580 code for a protein of 139 amino acids. The transcript has 3 exons. NCBI's taxonomy places the organism in Eukaryota, Fungi, Ascomycota, Leotiomycetes, Helotiales, Sclerotiniaceae.